Seriola dumerili (greater amberjack) is the source of this 2274-nucleotide messenger RNA. Its product is annotated as DNA-directed RNA polymerase II subunit RPB1-like. Lineage: Eukaryota; Metazoa; Chordata; Actinopteri; Carangiformes; Carangidae. The record is from RefSeq and is a predicted model, not a curated record. The coding region runs from base 1 to 2274 and encodes 757 amino acids. The transcript has 6 exons.
AUGCCAUCCCCUCAUGGUCCCGCUGAGCUGCAACAAAGCCCUACCCAUGUGACUUCCAUGCAGGCCCAGUAUAGUCCUCGUCAGUUCAGUUACACCACUCCUAGCCCUACCCAAAAUUCCACAGAGUCUCAGCAGAGUCCAAUGCAGGGUAGUCCCAUGUCUUGUGGCCUUGCACAGUCUAAGCACAGCCCUCCACCAAACAGUCCACCCCAGGUUCACCCAAGGCUUGAAGAGCCCCAGCACAGCCCUCCACCUCAGAGUCCUGCGCAGAGUCCCACACAGGAAGCUGAUUCUACACUGGACCAGGAGAGACCUGGAUCAAGCAGCCCUGCCCACCUGCUAUGUGGGGCUGCACAGGACAUUUCUACACUGGACCAGGACCCUUCAUUAGUCUACUGUGGUCCCCCUAGGUCUAGUCCUGCUGGUCAAGCUAGUCCUGUUCACAUACAGAGCACCUCUAGUAGUGCCCACUCAGGUCCUGUCCGAAGACAGAGUCCCUCAUUACCUAACUCGACACACAGCAGCCCUGCACAUGCUUCUGUUGUUUGUGUUAGUCCAUCUCACAGUCCAGCUCAGGCCAGUGAAACUGAUCGUAGCCCCGCAGGUAGCCCACAUUACAGCCCAGCUCCAGACACUGGAACCAAUGCUGGCCUUAGUGUGGCACAACUGAGCCCCUCUUUGGCUAGUUCAAGUCUUGAUGUGGACUCUGUGGCCAGUUCCAUAAUCCAGACAUCUGUUCUUCCCAGUGCAGUUCAGCUUGAUCCUGGUCUGGUUAAACCUACAGACCCAGAACCUGCCGGCUUCCAGCCAGAUGCCUCACCUGCUGCUAGCCCCAACCAGGCUAGUCUGAGCCCGGUGAGCCAGUCCCCAGUUAGUCCUAAUCCUGCCCCUGACAGGUCUGCAGCUGAAGUUCAACAAAGCACUGCCUUGGUAAGCCCCUUGUAUCAAAGACCCCCCUCCCCUGUUGAUGCUACUUCCACUGAGGCUAGUCUGAGCCACACCAGCCCUGUCCAUCCUAGACCCACUCAGGAUAACACUGCGAUGCCUAGUCAUCAACCCCCUGCCCCCUCACCGGUCAGUCCUGCUCACACAUUCUCCUCUCAUGCUCCACAGGCUCAAGCUAGUUCUGUGCACAAUAGCCCAGCUGCAAGUCCAGUUUCAGUCCCUACAGAUUCAGGUUGUACACAGACUAUCCUAAGUCCUGGUCCUGUCAGUCCUGUGCGGCCAGAAGUUAGUCUCAGUCCUGUUCCUGGUAGCACUAUGAGGUGUGAGGCUAACCCUGCUCCCAGUCCAGUCUGCCCUUCUGUUGUCGCCCCUGUUCCGUCUGAAAACAGCCCUAGUCCUGGUCCUGGUGGCCCUGUGUGGCCUGAUCAUGGUCCAGGAAGCCGAUCUGUUUCCACCCCCAAGCAAGACACAGACACAGAGAGAGAGUCUGCAGCCACUGUGGACUUCCGUGUGGUGGAGGAACAGAGGAAGACUGAAGAGGAGGAGAUGGACAGAGAAGCUCCACAGCAGGAGGAGGAGGAGCCUCAUCAGACGACAAUGGAGAAAUGGGAAGAGGAGGAGCCUUUUGGGAGGACGGAGGAAGGAGGAGAACAAGACCAGGAGGAAGAACCUCCAUCAGGAGUCCAGUCCGCCUCGGUCCUGAAUGAAGACUGGUCUCCUGCUGCCUCCCCUAUACCUCCUAUGCCUCACUCUGCCUCCCCCCUCCAGCAGACCUCUUGCUCCCCCCCAUCUUCACCUCUUGCCUUCGCCCUCCCUUCUCCCCAAUCUGAACCUCUUCCUAGAGCUGGUUCUCUGGAGGCUUCCCCUUCAUCUUCCCAUCACAGGACUGCCUUACCCCCCUCCUGCUCCCCCCACACGUCACCUCCUCCCUCCCCUCCUCUGGAGGAUCACUCCCAGGAAGAGGUGCCCACCAAUCAAAGAGGAGUCGAGACAGUGAUGGGAGAGGAGGUGGGACUAGAGGACAAAACACUUUGCAGCCAAUCACAGAGCCAGUUUGAACCUGUUGCUGUGGCAACAGAACCCACCAAAGAUGAGUACCAAUCACAUGCUGAGCCUUCAGAGAGGGAGGAAGAGGAGGAGCCAGCAUCAGACGGGGCGGCCACUCCAGAGGUGGUUCUUGGGCAACAGCCAAUGAGGGAGAGGCAGAAUGUAGAGCAGGAGGAGGAGGAAGAAGAGGAGGAGCAGGGUAGGGAUUAUGAAGAGGAGGAGGAGGAGGCAAGGGAGGGUGCCAAGCAGGAGGACCAAUCAGAUGUGGAGGAGGAGGAGUGA